Molecule: messenger RNA, 699 nt
Organism: Malus domestica (apple)
Lineage: Eukaryota; Viridiplantae; Streptophyta; Magnoliopsida; Rosales; Rosaceae
Source: RefSeq, a predicted model, not a curated record
AUGACCAACAUGAGCAGGUCACCAUUCAUGGACGAGAUCGAGCAGGCAGAGCCUCCAUGCAAAUUUAGCAUGCCACACUUCAUAUCGUUUAAAGGAGAUGGAGAUCCAGAAAGGCACUUGAAGCACUACCAAAGCACGAUAGUCCUUUAUCGGAGCAACAAUGCCCUUAUGUGCAAAAUUUUAGCAACCACUUUACAAGGCAAGGCGCAAGAUUGGUUUCACACUUUGCCACCACGAUCCAUCUGGAGUUUUGAUGAUCUUUCCUUGGUUUUCACCAAAGAAUACUCAUUCUACCGCUUGAUCAAGAAAAAUUCUAACCACUUGUUCAACAUGAAGAAUAACCCAAAUGAGUCGUUUUGCGACUACGUGAAGAGGUUCAAAGCAGAAAAGGCGAAGAUUGUCAGAUGCUACAACUCGAUAACAUGCACAGCCUUCCAAACAGAACUCCUAGCAGACCACCCAAUGUUCGAAGAAAUGAUCAUGAAAGAAGAUCUAACUCUAGCAGACUCUAUCACUCUUGCAGAUAAGCAUGCACUGGAGGAUGAGGCUCGACGAGCAGACAAGGCGCCCGAGCAGCCUCAAAAAGCGUCGGCAGUGGCUCAAAAAAAGGAAGAUGGGAAACAGUCCAGCAAAAGCAGGCAGGAAGCCAAACAUAGGGACCGACCCAUGACCAAAGAAGGCUUGAUGACCAACAAUUAG